AUGGCCAUGUUCGGACAGAGCGAGUGGGAAGAGGGGGGAGACCGCGAAUCUGAAUGGUGGGAAGAUGCGCCUCAGCCUCAGCGACUUGCCCCCUGGGAGCUGACCAUGUCGUCGCCAGCAGCCGAGUUUCUGGUAAAUACAGAGCUGCGAGAUUCUACAGCAGGGCCUGGCAGUGGCCUCGGACGCUUCACCACUGUUGAUCUCUUUGAAGGACAGGUUCUCCGUUCUGGGCCGCUUGUGUCCGUCUCGACCUAUUUGGAAGGUGGGUUGAAGAGCGUCGGGGGCAUCACGGUGACGUCUGAGAAGGACAUAGAGGUUUUGCUGCAGUACUGGCAUGGUGACCGGAGGCGCCUUGCAGACUUCCUGACAGGCGUCCGCGCCAAGGAUACCGACCAAGCAGCUCCUGUGAUGUACAUUGCGUCUUCUUCGGCUUUCAUCAACCACUCUGUAAGGGCCAAUGUGCGGGUAGUGGUGCAAAAAGGCACUUGCCACAUCCUGACUACGCGCCCAGUUGGUGCUGGAGAGGAGUUGUUUUUGGAUUACAGGUUCGGUUUGGUGGAUGUCCAAAGUUUGUCUGUGGAACUCGAUCCUCCACCGGCAAAUGCGGCGCUGCGAGAACUACAGCCCCAUGAGGCGGACAUGGUAAACAUGGUUCUCUCGGACUACUGCAAGCUGCAAACAGAAGUCUAUGGCCUCCGAGAAGUCUCGAAAGAGAAGGUCUUGGCAGUUCGGCUGGUCAUUGAUCGCAUCCUUACUGGGAGUUUGCCCGGGAAGGUUCUCGUUGCGAACCAUUCAACUGCCCACUUGGGCAGCGGAAUCUUCUUCAAGACGCAUCACCAAGCUGUAAGCCCACAGAGCAGCUACGCGCAUGAAGAGCAUGCAUACCUGUGGCUGCAUUUCUUUUUUGCGGCAAAGAAUGCUCGCAACAUGGGAUUGUUGACUUUCUACGUGGAAGCGGGUGAAAGGUUUGCAAAAGAUUCAGGCUGUAGGCAGAUCAGGACGGAUAUCGUGCAACACAACAUCGCUUGCGCUAGUGCAUUCAAAAAGAAGCUGUCUUUUCAGCCAGAGACAACGGUGUGGUGCAAGUCCGCCCUGUGA
Molecule: messenger RNA, 1098 nt
Organism: Cladocopium goreaui
Lineage: Eukaryota; Dinophyceae; Suessiales; Symbiodiniaceae
Source: the annotation of a GenBank genome assembly